CCCAGCCAAAAUUCGAGAGAGAGAGAGAGAGAGAAAGAGAGAGAGUCACUCUCCCAGCCAAAAAUCGAGAGAGAGAGAAAGGUUCUUGCAGUAUAUUUUCAUGGCGGAAAAACCCCAACCAGUUCGCGUUCUCUACUGCCCAGUCUGCAGUCUCCCUGCAGAAUACUGCGAAUUCGGACCCGAUUUCGAGAAAUGCAAGCCAUGGCUCAUCCAAAACGCACCCGAUCUCUACCCCGAUCUCAUCAAAGAAGCGAAUGACAGGGAAGCUGCAAAGGCCGCCGAACAGCUGCAAUCCGUAGGAAUAUCUGGCAGCGGUGAUGGUGCAGCAGCAGCUACUUCAGGAGGUACAUCAACUAUUAAGCAAGAAGAAGUGAAACGUCUUCCAGGUGGAAAGAUAAAGAAAAAGGAGAAACAAGAAGUUGUCAUCGAAAAGGUUGUUCGAAAUAAACGCAAAUGUGUCACAAUUGUGAAAGGCCUUGAACUCUUUGGUGUUAAACUGAGCGAGGCUUCAAAGAAGCUUGGAAAAAAAUUCGCAACAGGAGCAUCUGUUGUCAAGGGACCGACCGAAAAGGAGCAAAUCGAUGUACAAGGAGACAUAUUCUAUGAUAUCGUGGAGUUCAUUACUGAGACAUGGCCUGAUGUGCCGGAAAGUGCAAUUUAUUUCAUUGAAGAUGGGAGGAAGGUUGCCGCUGCUUAAACAUAAAUUGUAUGCUUGAGUUUUGAGGUUUUUUUUUUUUUUUUUUUAAAUACCAGUGCUCCAACGGGUUUGCCUUGCCAGGAAAGUAUAAUGCUGUUCCUUUUUUCACCAAAAUUAUUAUGCUCUAACUAGAAGGGCCACCCUAGAUGUGUGUCCUGCUACAUCAGUGCUGUCACUUAUGGAUGUUUAUCAAAUUUUCCAAGUUACAUA
Messenger RNA from Magnolia sinica, 907 nucleotides. Its product is annotated as translation machinery-associated protein 22. Lineage: Eukaryota; Viridiplantae; Streptophyta; Magnoliopsida; Magnoliales; Magnoliaceae. Bases 101 to 697 code for a protein of 198 amino acids. The transcript has 7 exons. Gene Ontology annotation, molecular function: mRNA binding; translation initiation factor activity. The record is from RefSeq and is a predicted model, not a curated record. Gene Ontology annotation, biological process: formation of translation preinitiation complex; translation reinitiation.